Messenger RNA from Nasonia vitripennis (jewel wasp), 2979 nucleotides. RefSeq names its product RCC1 and BTB domain-containing protein 1. Gene Ontology annotation, molecular function: protein binding. The transcript has 10 exons. The record is from RefSeq and is a predicted model, not a curated record. NCBI's taxonomy places the organism in Eukaryota, Metazoa, Arthropoda, Insecta, Hymenoptera, Pteromalidae. Bases 513 to 2114 code for a protein of 533 amino acids.
UUCACAUAGGUUCGCACACCAAGUCACCAACGAAUGUUGACGUUUGUUCCGUCCUGCGCGUAAUCUUUCAAUUUCAAGUCCGGAAUAUGAAGCGUUGUUCGAUCCUCGGAAAGUUCUACUGGUCUGACUUCUCCAGUCCUUCCAGAUUCAGCUCUACUUAGUUACGUCUGUUGAUUUGAUCUUAGAACCUCACUGCACCGCCGAUGACACCUCGAUGACGACUACACGACGUUCUGCCGGAGGUGCAUAACCUCAAACGAUAAUAAAGAAGAUAAAAGAGAAAAGAAAAAAACGACGUCAGGCCGUUCAUUUUUCUAAUUCGCGCGCGGUCUUCUCUUCUUGCUCGUCAAGCAGUCGCAACAAAGGAAAGAACAAAGGAAGGUGGAGAGGGUUGCGGACUGUUGGAGCGACUGAGUUUUCGCUUUAGCACUUCGACGCUGGACUCCGCCGAGACGACGUCGUUCAGGAGGACGCAUUACGGCUUCGGAGGACUGCUGGACGACUUUUUCAAGAUGUCGAGGGCCGACUUGAAGAACUGGCCCAUUUUCAGCUUGCUGGAGCCCAAGUUUAUAUCAACCAUUCAUAUGGCUGUGGUUUAUGGUAAUUUAGGGAACGAAGCUCUAAUUGUAACAAAAGAUGGUGAUGUGUAUGCCUUGGGGAGCAAUACUGCUGGCUGUCUGGGAACUGGAGAUUCUCACAGUACACUUCAUCCAAAGAAGGUUGAAGCUCUCUGUGGAAAAGGAAUAAAGACGUUUGCAUAUGGUAGCGGACCACAUGUUCUUGCUCUUACAAACAAAGGAGAGAUCUACUCCUGGGGUCAUAAUGGCUACUGUGAAUUAGGAAAUGGUUCCACAAAUCAAGGACUGACUCCAACUCUUUGUUUAAAUCUCAAUGAAAAAGUUGUGACAGCAAUAGCAUGUGGCAGUCAUCAUUCUGUUGCUCUCACAGAAGAUGGUGAAGUAUAUUCAUGGGGGCAAAACAAUUGUGGUCAAGUUAGUAGUGGAAUAAGUUCCAAUCAAGGUGCACCACGAAAGGUGAACUCAGCUUUGACAGGAAAAGUGGUUGUGUCCAUAGCAUGUGGUCAAACAUCAAGUAUGGCUGUGACAGAUGUCGGUGAAGUUUUUGGCUGGGGAUACAAUGGAGUUGGACAACUUGGCAUUGGAAAUUAUGUCAACCAAUUGAGUCCUUGCAAAGUCACUGGUUUGAAUGGAAUUGUAAUAGAAAAAGUCGCGUGUGGAUAUGCUCAUACCUUAGCGUUAAGUGAUGAAGGUGCUCUUUACGUUUGGGGGGGUAAUGGCUUUGGACAACUGGGACUAGGAAACAAAGCUAAUGCAUGCACUCCUAUAAAAUUAAAUGUAACAGAAAUGGGCAGGAUAUCAGACAUAGCCACAUUGCAUUACAAUCACAUAAGUGUAGCCAUGGGUCAGGGAGGUAAAAUCUAUAUGUGGGGUCAAUGCCGUGGUCAAAGUGUCACUAGCCCAAUGGCAACUCCACUGCCUCACAUACAUGAUGCUCUUGCAUGCUAUGCAACUCCUAGUGUCAUGCAUCAGCCACUCGUCCUGCAUGCCGAGGAAGAAGUUGGAAUUAGUGAAAGUCUUCGAAAUGCUUUUGAUGAUGCAGCUACGAGCGAUCUAACGAUUCAAAUUCAAGGGAAACCAAUUUACGUACAUAAAGCUGUUCUGAAGAUUCGUUGUCAAUAUUUCAAGUCGAUGUUUCAAGAACACUGGGCAGAAAACAAUCGAGACGUAAUCGAACACAGUCAAUUUUCCUACGAUGUAUUCAAAUCGUUUCUCAGGUACUUGUACACAGAUGAAGUUGACUUGCCUCCAGAAAAUGCCUUAGAAUUAUUGGACUUAGCAAAUGCGUAUUUUGAGACGCAAUUAAAGAGACGUUGCGUUCAAAUGAUUAAACAGGGAAUUACUGUUUCCAACGUUGCAUUCCUUUAUAGUACCGCUAUUGAAUACAAUGCCAAAGAAUUAGAGGAUUUUUGCUUUAAAUUUGCCUUGAAUCACAUGACUGCUGUGAUUCAGACACCAAAUUUUGCCAAACUAGAUGAAUCUAUUAUAAAAACUUUCAUAGUGAAGGCUGCACAGGCUGGUGCAUUCAAAACUUAGAUUGUCAAGGCAGAAAACUGAAUAAACCUCAUGAAAAUGAUCUCCUGAACUCGGACCACUGAGCGCUGAAAAUAGUACAUUUCGCAUUUAAAAUUUUAACUUUAUUCUCUUACUCUAGACAUAACGUUUAUACGUAAUUUGUUGAUAAUCAACGUUCUUCAUACGUAGCAUGAGCGGUAUUAUGUAUUAAUUAGAAUAGUUCCACUAAUGAGAAUGACGUUAUUGAACAUAAAUUGUUGGCCAGGAACUCGAAUGAAUAAUAUUUUAUCACAGCUUUUUUUGAUUAUACGUAAAUCGUUAAUGAUUCUGCCGAUGACUGUUAAAUUUACGGCAGCUUGCUUAAAAAUACUCUAAUAGCUUAAUAUGUUCGUUUUGUGGAUAUGUGAUCGACAUUGUGUACUGUUUACCUGAUUUCGUGAUACUAUGGUGAUUAUAAGGUAAUUUACAACAUUUCGCACCUACCGUUAAUUAAGGUAGUCUUCCGAAAUUAUCAGCGAAUAUUGUAUAAAGUAAUUUCUUUAUUGGAUUAAGCAUAUAGAAAAUGAAGUACUUAUUGUUGCGAAAAUUAGCUGCAAUUUCAAGUUGCACACGUAGAGGGUUAAUUGGUCCAAUUUAAUAGUUAGAUGAAUUGUUUUUUCAUCGUAAGAACGAAAUUAUUGAAUACCAUUUAGAAAAAUUAAAAAAGGUUACCUUGGCUAUGUAAUCUCAAUACAGAGGAGUUUGGUUUUUGUUCUCCAUGCGCUGUAUACUCUAGUUUGUACAUAGAAUUUGUAGUGAGCAGGGUGAGAUCGUUGAUACUGUUUUGUUGUCUGUUUUUAUCAUGAUCAAAUAAAAUAAUAAAGAUGAUUAUAAUUUUUCAACUGAA